GCAUCUACAAGUGCCACGAGGGAUACGCUUUGCCCCUCAGCCAGUUUGCUUCAUCAUCAAUGCGUGUAUGUCAGGCUGAUGGAAUUUGGUCUGGGACAAUACCCUAUUGUGAAGUAAUGGUCAAACCAAAAGUACUUGAAUGCCCAACUAACAUCACCCACCAGAGUAAAGAUUUUUACGCCAUUGUGACACUUCCAAAACCUCUGUUUUUGGACCGUCUUGGGCUCCCCCUCACGUAUGACUGCGGAAGAUACAGAGAUGCCAAUGCCACAUUAUCAAUCGGUGAACAUGUCAUAUCGUGUCGUGCUGUUGAACCGGAGUUAUUAACCAUUGCAUAUUGCACUUUCACAGUG
This is a messenger RNA of Owenia fusiformis, 353 nucleotides long. The record is from the annotation of a GenBank genome assembly. NCBI's taxonomy places the organism in Eukaryota, Metazoa, Annelida, Polychaeta, Sabellida, Oweniidae.